Messenger RNA from Labrus bergylta (ballan wrasse), 2982 nucleotides. Its product is annotated as green-sensitive opsin. Lineage: Eukaryota; Metazoa; Chordata; Actinopteri; Labriformes; Labridae. Gene Ontology annotation, cellular component: plasma membrane; photoreceptor outer segment. Gene Ontology annotation, biological process: cellular response to light stimulus; G protein-coupled receptor signaling pathway; visual perception. The record is from RefSeq and is a predicted model, not a curated record. Gene Ontology annotation, molecular function: G protein-coupled photoreceptor activity.
UUGCCAAACAAAUAGAAAAAAUUGCGGCCUUUACAUAAAGUUAGAUAAAACAAAAAAUUGGGGUGAAACCAUGUAUUCACCCAAUAUGAAAGGUGACAGUUCAAUAAAUAGGUAUCAACUUGUUUAGCUGCAUGAUAAGCCUUCAAUCAGAACUCUCUUUUAGUGUCCAUGUGGUUUUCCAUACAAGGGACCUUUAGAUCUCUUGGUGUCUUUUAACUAAAACAACACCCAAGAGCCUGGUCUGGCUCCGUUUAACUGUGGCAAGUUUUCCAUCCCAUUGGUCUGCGUGUAAUAAGGUAAUAGGUUUUUGCUCGUCUAAUUAAGUAAUCAUCGGAUAAAGGCUAAAGAGAAGACAUAGAGUUUGCUUAUUCUCCAUACACAAGUAGAAGACUGCGCAUCACAGCUUAACAAUUUGGAAUCCUCUACGGUCUAAGUGUCCAAGGUAAACUAUUUGUUUGAGCUAUCUGACAAAAUCAAUAGUAGCAUCUAUUUUUUCCAUGUGUACCAUGCAAAGCCUUGGUCACGAUAUUGUGUUCAAUACUUAGGCUCAGGUAAAAGAAGAGGUAGUGUGCAUACCCAAAAUUACAAUUAUUAAAAAUCCUUGGUGCUUCGAUACUGAAACUGAAACCAAAAAAUAGCUUUUGAGAAGAGUGACAAAUAUUACGUAUUUACAUGCACCUGCAUGAAUUUGACUGUUUUUAUAAAUGAUUCCGCAAUCCAGUUAUUUCUAACAGCAUGCAGAUGAUACACAACUGUGAAAGAGAAAAAUAAAUCCAAUAUGAAAAGACUAACUCAGAACUUCACCCCCAUCUAAGACAUUGUUCCUUGGUUACAACUGAACAAGAAGAGUUGUGAUUUAUUAACAUAUAUUGAAUGAUGAAGUAUUGAAGCAGUAUACAAGUACCAGUAUAAAACCAUGAAAAAAAUAAAUUAAUGCAACUGUUCAUCUCUACAUCUAUCUGUUUAUCGCUCUCUUUGUCCGUCUAGCCAUGCUUCUACUACAGUAAUGCUUCUGGAGCACAGAUUUACGCUGCAACCUAACCUGCACUCUGCAAUCCUGUUAGGAAUUUGUAAGUUGAGGCCAAAUUGAAUGGAUACUGUCAUAAUCAAGUUAGAUGUUUCAGCCAGAGUCUCCCUUUAAUUGUGCUUAAGUGGUGUUUACAUUUUGUGCUGUUUAAUGUGAAUUAUUCAAUUUAAAUUAUGUAUGUGCUUAAUGAUCUUAAGUUCACUCUGCUUCUUCAGAGAUAUCUCAUAUAGUUGCAGAGAUAAAGUCAAUGUUCUGUCUUGUUGAGAUAGAAGUAGAUUUUCUCAGCAAAAGCAAAAAAACAGCAACUAUUUUUCUUAAUAUUUUUGGAAACAGAAAUCCCCCUCUGUAAAAGGUUAGGUAAACUAUUGCUUCCUCUAACAUAUGCUGUUCAUGUUACCAAACGCAUUCUUAAAAUCAUGUGUAAGGUGGUUAAACUCUCACAGUUAAUGCGCUGGAUUAUCAUGCAGAUCCUCUUUGCUUAUCUUCUUGAUCCAUUGUGGGGUCUGCACUGUGGGACUAUAUAACCAUUGCGACAAUAUUUACAGCAGUUUAGAGAGCAGACCCUUGACUCUGUCAACAUUGCUCCUUAAUCUACUCAAUCUAUCUCAAUCCUAAUUGGUUAAAAUGGAGAACGGCACAGAGGGCAAGGACUUCUACAUCCCCUUGAACAACAGGACGGGGCUUGUGAGGAGUCCUUUCUAUUAUCCACAGUAUUAUUUGGCAGAUCCAUGGAUGUUCAAGCUGCUUGCCGUCUACAUGUUCUUCCUCAUCUGCACUGGCUUCCCCAUCAACUUCCUGACACUGAUGGUCACAGCUCAGAACAAGAAACUCAGGCAACCUCUCAACUUCAUCCUGGUCAACUUGGCUGUGGCUGGACUCAUCAUGGUCUGCUUCGGUUUCACCAUCACCUUCGUCACUGCUAUCUCCGGCUACUUCAUUUUUGGAACAAUGGGCUGUGCCAUUGAGGGAUUCAUGGCUACUCUUGGAGGUCAAGUGGCUCUCUGGUCAUUGGUGGUCCUGGCUGUUGAGAGAUACAUUGUUGUCUGCAAACCCAUGGGAAGCUUCAAGUUCUCUGGAACCCAUGCUGGAGUUGGAGUUGCUUUCACCUGGGUCAUGGCUAUGGCUUGCGCUGUCCCCCCACUGGUUGGAUGGUCCAGGUACAUCCCUGAGGGUCUGCAGUGCUCCUGUGGACCUGACUACUACACUAUGGCUCCAGGCUUCAACAAUGAAUCAUUUGUCAUGUACAUGUUCACCUGUCACUUCUGUUUGCCAGUUGGCACAAUCUUCUUUACCUAUGGAAGCCUUGUGCUGACAGUCAAAGCUGCUGCAGCUCAGCAGCAGGACUCAGAAUCCACCCAGAAAGCUGAGAGGGAGGUCACACGUAUGUGCAUCCUGAUGGUCUUGGGCUUCUUGGUGGCCUGGACACCAUAUGCUAGCUUUGCUGCAUGGAUCUUCUUCAACAAGGGUGCAGCUUUCUCUGCUGUAGCUAUGGCUAUCCCUGCCUUCUUCUCCAAGAGCUCAGCUCUGUUUAACCCUAUUAUCUAUGUGCUGUUUAACAAACAGUUCCGUAACUGCAUGCUAAGCAGUAUUGGCAUGGGUGGCAUGGUGGAGGAUGAGACCUCAGUUUCUACCAGCAAGACAGAAGUCUCCUCUGUAUCUUAAGGAUAGAAACUUCACACCUAAAGACAUCCUUCUUCCUGUUGUCUUCCGGAUUCUGUAUGGCUGUCUUCAAGUGAAAAUAACCAAAGGAAACAAGCUAAUGAUCUUUUCUGCAACAAAUGGACAUUUAAAUGGGAAUACAUGCUGAUGUCAGCUUUUACACUGCACAUUCUGAAAAACAACAGCAGAAAGAGAAUCUACAGAACAUCUCUGAAACAUAGCAGGAAGUGUUUUCUUAUAAUUGAUAUGGUGGUAUGUUUGGAUGUGUGGGUGGAUGCUUGUUGAAUGGUUGAAUA